Seminavis robusta is the source of this 795-nucleotide messenger RNA. The record is from the annotation of a GenBank genome assembly. Lineage: Eukaryota; Bacillariophyta; Bacillariophyceae; Naviculales; Naviculaceae.
AUGUCGAAAUCGUGUGCUCAUUCCAUGUGUGUGCAGUGCAUCCAAAAGCGAGAUAGCAACAACAACAAUGACAACAAACCAGCAUCGUUCUGUGCGUGUCCUGUUUGCCAAGCACCCAAAGCCUUUCACUUGCAGCAUUGCCAUCCCAAUUUGUUGGCCAUUGCAGCAUUGGACGUCAUGGAGCAGUGUGUACACAUUCUGAAGGAGCAAUCCAAGGAAAUUCAGAAGCUCGAACAAACGCAAAGUUCUUCGGCAAAGCGAGGCUUGAUUCCUGCCAAAAAGCGGGUCUCGUUGUGCCUCGACAAUACUGAGAACAGUCCAACUAACAACAAUGCUGGUAGUUCAAAAGAGGCAGCAGCGGCCAAUGCGGCGGAAACCAGCUCGCCUCUGGAAGCACCGCAACAACAAAAACAAGGCAAGAAGAAGAAGACAGCCAAAACCAACCAAAAGAAGAGCAAGUCUGUCGUGACGGAUUUGACCGAUUUAACCUCCCCGGAAAACAAAGUCGAACAACAGAAGCUAAUCAAGCCGAUAGAACCUGGCAAGGAACGCCUCGUGUGGAUCAAGUUUGACGGCAAUGACCAAUUAGCAUUUCUGCUGGCUGUGAAAGACGACAAGGCCAAUAUUCGCUGGGAUGGAUACAAGUACGAACAAUGGAUCGAUGCGGAUCGUAUUCGAGAAUUAGAUGACCUGUCGGGAUCGGGUACUCGGUCCAGACGCAAACGAGGGCAGCAACAGACGGAGCAUGAAUCCAAGCAGCUCAACCAAAAGCGCCGCACGACAAAGGGCCAGUAA